Molecule: messenger RNA, 2373 nt
Organism: Marasmius oreades (fairy-ring Marasmius)
Lineage: Eukaryota; Fungi; Basidiomycota; Agaricomycetes; Agaricales; Marasmiaceae
Gene: HHP1
Product: casein kinase I
Exons: 5
Coding region: 132-1220 (362 amino acids)
Biological process (GO): peptidyl-serine phosphorylation; endocytosis; signal transduction
Cellular component (GO): nucleus; cytoplasm
Molecular function (GO): ATP binding; protein serine/threonine kinase activity
Source: RefSeq, a predicted model, not a curated record
CAAUGAUUCGCACGCAGUUCCUCCUUUCCUCCUCCACUCACUCCUCAUAUCUGUAAUUUCCUCAUACUUUCUCUUCAUUUCUCUAUCAAUUAUCUCAAUCCUACCCUUCACCUCUCGCUCUCAUAUUGUCGAUGGCGGAUAGCUCAUCUCACAGACUAGACCUUCGUGUUGGUGGCAAGUACAGGCUGGGAAAGAAGAUCGGGUCGGGCUCGUUCGGUGACAUUUACUUGGGCGUCAACAUCAUCUCAGGGGAAGAAGUAGCCAUCAAGCUCGAGUCGGUCAAAGCCAAACACCCUCAGCUCGAGUAUGAAUCCAAAGUGUACAAGACGCUCGCCGGCGGUGUUGGCGUUCCCUUCGUUCGUUGGUUCGGAACCGAAUGCGACUACAAUGCAAUGGUCCUCGACCUACUCGGCCCCUCUUUGGAGGAUCUAUUUAAUUUCUGCAAUCGUAAAUUUAGCUUGAAGACUGUCCUCCUCCUUGCGGACCAACUUAUUUCUCGGAUCGAAUACAUCCACUCUCGCAAUUUCAUCCAUCGCGAUAUCAAACCUGACAACUUCUUGAUGGGCAUAGGAAAGCGUGGGAACCAAGUCAAUGUCAUCGAUUUCGGUCUCGCGAAGAAGUUCAGAGACCCCAAGACGCACCUCCAUAUCCCUUACAGGGAGAACAAGAACCUGACCGGUACCGCUCGUUACACCUCUAUCAAUACUCACCUUGGUGUUGAGCAGGCUCGCCGCGACGAUCUCGAGUCUCUUGCUUAUGUCCUCAUGUACUUUCUCCGCGGAGCUCUCCCAUGGCAAGGUCUCAAGGCUGCUACUAAGAAGCAGAAGUACGACCGUAUCAUGGAGAAGAAGAUGACCACUCCCACGGAUCUACUGUGCCGAGGAUUCCCCAAUGAAUUUGGAAUCUUCCUCAACUACACCCGUGCCUUGCGCUUCGAUGACAAGCCCGACUAUUCGUAUCUCCGUAAACUCUUCCGUGACCUCUUCGUCCGUGAAGGUUACCAAUAUGAUUACGUCUUUGACUGGAGUGUUCAGCGAACUCAGGACGACCAAGGUGGUAGCAAGACAGCCACCGGCAGGCGUAAAGUUGUACAGGAGGAAGAUGAACAUCGUCAGAGCGACAGGAUGUUGCGCUCUCACACUCGCCAGGCUCAGCAAGCUGCUCCUGGUGCCGUUGGCCAGCAGAGAGGUGCACGUGCACGCGAAACUGAGCUGUGGUAAACAACGUUCCACCUCUUGGUCCUGGUUUUUCGCACUUCCGGGGUGUAUGUUCUGGGCAAUAUGGGGGUGGAGGGAAGGUGUUAGGUUAUUGCCCAGUCUAGGUCCGGUGUUAGCGUUGCUGUUUUCUUUUGCUGUUCAGGUUCAACAACCAGAGGAGGUCGGAGAAGGUCGAGGUCUAGAGGUUCAGUAUGCUGUCAACCCUAAGAAAUGGGCACGCCAAGGUUUUCCUGCACACAAAAAAAACAAAGGAGCUUGCCAUUUUGUCAGUCUGAGUGUAUGCCUCCUUUUCCCUAAACUCCUCCGACCAACCCAAACUUCAUAUUCAUUGCUUGUCACCGCCGAUCACAUUCUUGAUGUUGACGCUCAAGACGUCACCCUUACCGCUAUCAAUCCCUCUCCCAAAUCGGCUUAACGUCUUGCAAAUGAAGUCUCUUUUUAAACUUUAUUUUUUCAACAUACGGACGCUUUUUCUUUUCACGCUGGAAAUAACGGUAUACGUCCUGAUCUUCGGAGAGGGAUGGAAUCUAUCUAGCCGCCUCGUUUCCUUCUCCACAUUCAUAUUAUCAUCAUUCUUCAUGCUGCCAUUGUUCAUCAGUCACUUUGCGCCCGUAUCUCACUCCUGUAAAGUCUCGUUUUACCCCCAUCCCCACCCUUCUUCUACACAAUCCUGAAGUUGUGUGCUAUACAUCCUACAAACAUCAAGGAACAUUACAUCACUUUCUGCCUUUUUUUUCUUUACGACCCGCAUACUAUCUAAUAUUUCCCCUUUUUCCAUGUCGCUGGGUUCUGGACAUCUUUUCCACCAUUCCCCACCCCUCCUCUUCCCUUAUCUAUUUGGUCGCGCGCGAUUUGUCAAAGGUCCUUUCACUCACCACCUCUGAGAAAGAGGGCGUGUGGGUGGGAGAGGGCUUCGCGGUUUCCAAGGUUCGGCAGGUUGAUCGUUGAUGGUUUUCGCACAGUUGGGUUCUACUUGUUAAGGGUGGUUGGGAGGGAAGUAGAUCGUACAUUUGUGUGAUGGUUGGGAGGUUGGGGAGUUCUUGGUCGAGGAAGUGAAAAACAUACUCAUAGUCUACAUAGAUACAUUCUUCACGCUUGUUUGAAGCCCAAAUAAAUCUCGAUAGUUGUCGCUGUGUUAUUCCGGUUUGCCAAUUCA